CCUCCCUCCCUCCUCCCGCCUCACCUCCCCUGGACCGGUGCUGGGUGCCCGCUAGCCACAUACCCCUGCCGCGAUGGCGGACACCUCGAUCCUGGCCGGGCUCCCGGCGGCCAACACGCUCAUCGAGACGGUCCUCUCUGCGUCAUCCGGAUCGUCUGGCGGCCUGCCCCUCGAGUAUCUGCCCUUCGUCGGCCUGACCACCAUGUCCGUCUUCAAGGUGUACUUCUCGAUCAUCAUCGGAGCCUUCCUCUCCUUCCGUGGCUUUUUCACUUUGCAGAUCUCGCGCCAUGUUUCGGCGAUCAACUACCAUGUCACCCUGCCGUGUCUCUUCUUCGGCAGCAUCAUUCGCGCUCUGGAGACCAGCCCGCUCUCGGUCAUCAGCCUCAUCGUCCCGAUCGCACUCAUCUAUCACCUGCUGCUCUUCCUGCUGGGUAUGCUCUUGCGCAAGGUCCUCAAUCCCCCGCGCACCUUCCGCUGGGGCAUGGUCGUUUGCAUGCUCCUCGGCAAUGUCGGCGAUCUCAUUUUCGCCCUGGUCACCUCGGUGUGUGGCUUCGUGCCGCCCUUCGCCCCGGGGGAUGACACGCGAGUCUUCGGCUUCGCGGCCAUGUACUCCAUGGUGGCCACGAUCAUUUCCUUCACCGUGGCCGACGCCCUGCUGGAGGUGGACGCCCAGGAACUCCCCCGGGUGCGGCGGGAGCUGGCGCGCGCCAUGCUCGACGAAGCCCUGGCCGAGCUCAGCCACAAGGUCCCCGGGGCCGAGGCCUCGUCGCUGAUCCGCGAUGAGGAGGACCUCGUGGAGACCGUGCGCCUGAGCAUGGUCGGCGGUGAGCAGCGCGCCCGGCGGUCGAUGGCCAUCGCCGCGUCAAUUGCCCGCGGGCACAACACCACCCCCGGGCCCACACUGGCCGAGGUGACCACCGUGGCUCCGCGCUUCCGCCCGGCCAACCCGUCGGAGAUGGACCCCCAGUCGCGGGCCAGCUUUGCCAGCAUCCGCAGCCGGCACUCGGGCUUCGAUGAGACCGGGGCUCUGACCGCCGCCGGGGGCCCAUUCAGCCCGGCACGCACAUCCAUGGCCAUGGGCUUUUCGCCGGUGCUGGCCGCCGGGGGCAGUGGCUUCGCCAGCCCCGGGCCCGGGGUGGCGACUCUUGGCCCGGAUUCCCUGGCCGGCUCGCAUGGGUACAUGCUGGAUUCGGCCCCCCUGCGCAGCAGCUUCGCCGCCAUGCACCACCCCGGCGCGUAUCAUCACCAUCCCCAGCAUCGCCGGAUGUCGGCGGCCUCCUCGGCCCGGGUCAGCAUGUCGGACAUGUCGGCCUCGGCCGAGCUGAGCCACCUGCAGGCGGCCCAUGAGCACAGCCUCAUGUUGCGAGAUUUGGAUGAUGAGUUUGGUCACUUGCCCAUGCAUGAGGAUCUGGCCGAUGAGGGUGCCGAUGGUGGCCGGGGCUCCGGGUCCGGGCUGCAGCGUGGCUGGGCCAUCGUGGUGUCUGGCACCCGGGCCGCCGGCAAGCGGGCCUGGGAAAUGGCCCAGAUGCCCCCGAACUUGACCAUGAUCUGUGCCCUGGUCAUUGGCUUGAUCCCGGGGUUCCGGCGGCUGUUCGUGGCCCCGGCCGACUCGUUGGCGGUGGCUGGAGGAUCGGAAUUCGGCCCGGCCCUGGGCUGGGUGCUCAGUGCGACGGAUUUGACCGGGCAGGCGGCCGUGCCGCUGGGGUUGAUGAUUGUCGGUGCGGCGCUGGAGCGCUUUGUUCGUGCCGAAGUGGCUCGGUAUCAGCGCCAGCGCGCGGCCGCGUCGGAGAUCGCCGCCGGAGUGGCGGCCGCCAGCCUUGACACCCAGGCCGCCGACACGAAUCCCCUGAUGGCCGGCAGCACGGGCCAUCCCGGGGAUAACCUCUUCCCCGAGGAGGACGAUGAGGAUGCCUUCCCCAUGGCGGACCUGUCCUCCCCCUCCUCGGGCAUGGGCUAUCCCCGGGCUGGCGAUGAUGACCGGCUGGCCGAGGUCAAGGGGAGUGGUGGGCCCUCCGGCGGCAAGGACGCCUCUCGGUCCUCCCCCUCCGGCUCCUCCGCCGUCACCACCAUCGCCGAUGGCAGUCCGCACAGUGUCGGGGGGAAUUCCAGUGCCGAAGCCAGCGCCCCCGGGUCGAUGCCCCUUCCCCCGGCAUUCGGCGACACCGGCAAGAACCAUCAGACCCUGAUGCUGCAGCAGGCCGGCGCCGGGGCCGACAUCGAUCUGCUGGUCGAGCGACUGGUCUUGCCUUGUGGCACGCCGCUGGCCGAGUUCGAGGCGCGCAUCCCGCUCUCCUCGACGCUGAUUUUCUCCCUGACCAAGGUGCUGGUCAUGCCGGUGGUGUCCUUCUUCCUGGUGCUGGGCCUCCGGCGGCUGGGCAUCAUCCCGGCCAGUGACAUCCCGCUGCAGCUCCUGCUGUAUCUGAACAUGACGGUGCCGGCCGCCACGGCCGCCCUGCUGGUCAGCCAGCUGAAGGGCGGCGAUGGGCAAAACAUCGCUGGCAUCAUGGCCAUCCAGUUCCUGGUGGUCAUCUUCAGCUUCUCCUUUGGCAUUCCGCUGGUCCUGCGACUCCUUCUGUCCAUCGAGGGGUGGUAAGGGCGAGAGGCCACCAGAGGAAUGGGCCGG
Fonticula alba is the source of this 2623-nucleotide messenger RNA. RefSeq lists its product as hypothetical. Gene Ontology annotation, biological process: endoplasmic reticulum to cytosol auxin transport. Gene Ontology annotation, cellular component: membrane. NCBI's taxonomy places the organism in Eukaryota, Rotosphaerida, Fonticulaceae. The transcript has 5 exons. The coding region runs from base 74 to 2593 and encodes 839 amino acids. The record is from RefSeq and is a predicted model, not a curated record.